AUGUCAGUGUGUCCAGGGGUUAUCAUAGAAAGCCAAGGUCCGGCUCUUUCAACACUUCGAGCACUUCCACUUGGGCGGUCUGUCCUGCAAGUGAACCACGAGAAUGGUCGAGGCCCCAACUACUUCACUGCUUCACACAGCUUCUCUUCUGGAGCAAUGUUGACGCCGAACAAAGUGCGACAAGGAGUCCCCAGCGGAAGCUCAGACCACGUUGUCAUUGUUGGUGGGGCUCAUUCAGAAUCGUCAAACGCAUCAAGGAGACCGGGAACUCCGUCGCCAGCGGGGUUCAGCUCGCUGACGGUCGGCUGGGCCAGGGGCACAACCUCAACAAUGGAAUCCUCGGCUUCUUCUUCCUUCCCGUUCACAUAUAGAGACUGCCCCUGGGCUACAACAUAA
This is a messenger RNA of Neurospora tetraspora, 396 nucleotides long. RefSeq lists its product as uncharacterized. The record is from RefSeq and is a predicted model, not a curated record. Lineage: Eukaryota; Fungi; Ascomycota; Sordariomycetes; Sordariales; Sordariaceae. The transcript has 3 exons. The coding region runs from base 1 to 396 and encodes 131 amino acids.